AUGCAACCGCUGUUGAUAAGUUGCUUCUCUCAAACACCACAAAUGGUCUUUACAGGCAGUAGGGAAUCCAUGGACCCCAACCCAGGGCUGAAUGUCUACUUGCCAAUGGCUGGAGGAAGUCAUGAGUCAAAAUUGGAAUUGACUCAUGGACUGUUGGUAUACUUUGAUACACACAUUGAAAUAACAUGUCAAAGUGAUAGCUAUCAAACAUAGCUGUAACCAUUCAUGUGUUUUUGGAUGCAUAGCUUUUGCUUGCUACUACAAGGAAUCGCUGCCAGCCACAAGCUUCAUUGGGUAAACCCAUUAUAGAACAAAGACAGCAGUAGAAGAGAAUGGUAGAACAAGGGUGGUUUAAAGGUAGAUACCAAGAUGAUGCAGAACUGUAACUCAAAUAAAGCUUUUGCCUGGCUCAAAGCGCUACGAGCUGAAUAUUUAUCCUCUGGCUGUCCAUGAGACGGCCAAUGUAAAACAAGCUUAUUUUUACUUUUCUGUUUUCACUCUGACAAUGCACAAGUGUACCAUGAAUACAUGUUUGUUUAUACAGGUAUGUGAUUCGCAAGGUGUUUCUAAUUGCAGAUCUGGUUUGGUACACAUUGCAGUCACACAAACAUCAGGGAACUAUACCAAGCAAAGCAACCAUUCAAAAGCAGAUUACUCAUUAAAGUGCUAAUAUUGAUUUCAGGCUAGAAACCCUGUGCUCAUCUUGGGAUCGUAGCAUGCUUGUCAUACUUUGAUGGAUUCAUCUAUUAUGAAGUUUGUUGGCCUGUGGCCACGGCUUGCCCUAUUUUGCAGCAGAGUCAUGUCAAAAUACAGUGAAAUACAAAAAGCUUCUUUAAGAGUAACUUUCAGGAUAUCAGGCACAAAAAGAUAGACAUUUAAAUUGAUUAUGUCAAAACUGAACUGUUUGAACAAAACUGUAACAGGUCAUCAUUACAGCUGUAGUAGUUUGAAUAAUUGCCGCUCGGGUUAACAGAUGGGUUAGGGAGUACCUGCACUCGUGAUUUUGCUUACUGUAAUGCCCAUACAGCAGGAGGAUGGACACAUGUGGCCUGCGGGGCAAUUACAAACAAAGAGCCCAACUCUAGGUCAAAUCAGUACAUUAUAAAGUCAAACUCCACUCCCUGGCUCAAUUUUAUAUUUUAGUAUAGUGCUGUCAAUUUUAAUUUGAACCCUUUUCAUUUUGACUUUUCUUGGACAGAGUUUAAAAGUUCUGCCCAGAAGUUAAUGUUCUCAGGGGCUGAUAUUAAUAAAAGGGGACAUUCAUUGUUUUUUUUCCACUCUGGAAGCAUAGCAAUACAGUAUGCUUUCAAGCCCUGGCAAACAGAAUGCUGAAUUCAUAAGCAUCCGAGAAUUAUUUUUUUUUAAAAGCCAACCUUAGCAAUAGUUUCAUCACAACCUCCUUUCCAAAAUCUCACCUGUCCUUUAUGGAAGAAUGAAAUGAAUUAUUCACUAAACUGGGACUUCUGAAGAACUGACCAGAGAAUUGUAAAUUUUACUUUUAGAUUUUGUCCAAAUCAGUUACUUUGCCAUAAAAUUUGUAGUUUUUUUUUGUCCAUUCUCCACAACUUCCAGUUUAACUAAUAAACUGUAUUCUAUCUCGCUGUACAUUGAGAUAUAAAAGGUUGUUUUGAAUGCUAUUAGCAUUGAGAUAAAGGGCCUUUCUGUUUCCAUUCCUUGAAGACUGACAAAUAACAAUCCCCUCUUGGCUAAACAGCUUUGUAACAGGUCGGCCUAGCGACACAGUAAAACUGUUUUCUUUCAAUGUAUAUCUUGAAAAUAUGGUAGGCGUGUCACCUUUAGGCUCUCACCUGCUUUACCUGUGUAGGUGUGUCCUUAGCAUCUACAAACCUGAAAACUAAAAGGACUGUUUAGAGCACUCUCAACAACAAGUCUUGCAGGUAUGAAUGUAUUUGUUCUGAUUUCUGUGCAAUGCUUCCGUUUUCUAUGAACCUAAAUAGAUAUUUAGAUAAGUAUCUGAAUGGAAUUCAGAAAUGUAUAGAUUGAAAGAAAUAGUUCAUGGUUUGUUUCCUUCUAUUGGCAGUUCCAGAAAUAUACAAUUUAUCUAUGAAGAUCCAUGUAAUUAGCUUUCCCCUAUAGGAAUAGCACUGAUAUAUCUAUUUGAAAUAACUGAUCAAUAUAUACUAUAUGACUAUAGUUACCAUUGAUGUAAGGGAAAGGUGACCCUUUCUUCUGGCAUGGCAGAUGGUCUGAUUCAUCUAGAAUGAUAUCUGAGAAAGCCAGUAAAAUGCACACGACUGUAUAUAGAAACCUAAUGAACCAGUUCUGUUUCUUAAAAUAAAUCAAACUACAAUUAGACAUUAACUAGAGCCUCCAUGAUUCAAUGAAAGCUCAGUUAGCACACAGCACCAGAUUUAAUUCCCUAAAUAUCAGCAAUACCCUUGGCAUUAUACCCAUCUCUCAGUGGGUUGAAUUUGCAAAUGUCACAUUCAGCAGUAUGCAAUAAUGUUUAAUAAUGCCACAACUGGACAUGCUUUAAGAGUACACAUAGGUUCCAGCUCCCAAGAUCUGCUCAGAGACAGCGGAGUUAUAGUUUGUAUACAACAAUGGAGACAUUGAGAACAUUAGUGCUCUAUACAGCAUAUUGUUGUAAGUACAAUUUGCUCACCAAUAAAAGAUAACGUGUAUAACAUAUCAUAGUGCCUCGUAUAAUCGGAUUAUUAUUUAUUCUAUAUAUUCCAAUAGAUGAAUAAAGACCACAUUUCUUUAACAAAGUUUGACCGUAUCAAAUUCCUUUUAAUCCACACUCCAAUCAUUUCACUGAAUACGGUACAUCCUGGGCAGAUCGAUUUGUUUGGGUGAUUCUUAGAAGGAAUCUGAUUCGGACAAACUGGGGCUCAAUCAUGGUUACCCAAGUUUAGCUAAACGGCUUCAAAAUGUGCAGAGUUGCAGAUGAUCCAAAUAUGCAUUACCAAUUCUAGUGCUGGGGUAAACGGGGCUGAUGGAUGUGUGAUUGGAUUGUGGACUGUGGGGCAUUUGGCAGAGAUGAAAGGGUUUAAAACCGAAUAUAUGGAGUUUGUCUAAAACUCGUUAUUGUUUACGAAUUAUGUGUAAACAAUAACAAUGUGUGGGAGUUCUAGUAUCUGUAUAAACGGAUUUCUAAGAUGUGCAAAAGUGUGACUAGGACUGUGGUAUCAGAUUUAAGUUACUUGUAAACUUUUUUGUUUUUUUUACAAUGAUUGGUUACAUGCAAAUAUAUGUUCUGCUUAAUAAUACGUGUUAGAUUACAUAAACAAGAAACUGUAUACCUUCAGAGUAAGGAGUACCCUCAGAGUAAGGAGUAUGUUCUGCUAUAAACCACUCAAAAGGGCCUUGACUGUGUGCAGAGAAAAGACAAUUAGCGACUGACAGAUGUGCGCUAUGAAGUUGCAUUUAAAGGGUCAUUCUAAGCAAUAUAAUAUCUCUGCAUCAUUAUGGUUAUGGUGCAAACAGGGCCGUGAUCCCAGUCUCCCUUCUUGCAAAUAGGGCCAGCAAUUAGCAUAAAUAACUGCAUUAAAAAAAGCUUACGACAUGGAGCUGUGUUACUACGUGACAAAAAACCAUUAGACAGACAUCCCUUGUUCUCAGUGAAGAGCUGAGCUGCAGCCAUUCAUAUGAACAUUCUGCUUAUUCAAACUAAUAGCUGCGGUGUUUCAGCUUACUAUAUAAUUCCAAUCAUUCUAUGUGAUGAGUGUAAAUACAAGAAGGACUGUAAACCCGUGCCAAAAAGAGAUUAAACCAAAAAUGAGAGGCUCCUGUUCAGUGUAGUCUAUUCCUGGUCAGACAAUUUAUUAUCUUUAUAAAAUGCUGUAAAAAUGUGUCCCUUUAAAUGGGCUUGCUCUACAUUGCCAGGGGUAAAGCAUUGCUUUGUGGCAACCUCUUCAAUCUGGCAACUGUGUUAAAGUGAAACUAUAGUGCCAGGAAAACAAAGCCAGCGGUGGAGACCUAUUGCACAUGUGUGGCAAUGGCCGCGCUCCCGUUAGGAUUUCCCCUAUAGGAAUGCAUUGUAUAAUGCUUUCCUACGAGGUUUUGGGUGACUUUGGAUGUCCUCAUGCAUAGCGUGAGGAUGUCCAGCUUCAGUUAGGCGACCAAAUAUCGCCUGAUGACCUGAAAGUCCCUAUAGUGGCUGUCUGAUAGACAGACACUAUAGGUGGAGUUAACCCUCAAAAGUAAUUAUUUCUGUUUAUUAAAACCUGCAAUAAUUACCUUUGCAGGGAAAAGGGACGUGGGACACUGCACCAAGAUAACUUCAAUCAGCUAAAAUGAUCUGGGUGCCUAUAGUGUCCCUUUAAGUCUUUAAUUUAAUCCUUUUGCCAAUCAUUUGACUAGCACAUCUAUAUAUGGAAUUAUUUGUAGAUUGGAACAGGAAAGACAUGUUAUUUAGAAUAUAGUCUAUUUAAAAGAGCACUAUAGUGCCAGGAAAACAAACUCGUCAUUAGAUUUUACUAGCCUUAACAGAAACCUGGCUCUCCCCCUCUGACACUGCCACCCCUGCAUCUUUGUCCUUCAGUGGUCUCCAACUUACCCACACCCCAAGAAACUCUGAAUGUAAAGGUGGUGGUGUUGGGUUUCUCCUCUCCCCUCACUGCUCUUUUAAACCUUUUCCCACCCCCCCUUCCCUCUCUUUCCCAUCAUUUGAAAUACACUCAAUUCGCCUUUUCAAACCCUUCGCUGCUAACAUUGCUGUUAUUUACCGUCCCCCUGGUUCCCCUCUUCUCUUCCUUGACCAUUUUGCUGCCUGGCUACCCUAUUUCCUCUCUUCUAACAUCCCAUCCCUAAUUCUCGGGGACUUCAAUAUUCCUAUAAACCCACCUUUGACCUCUGCAGCCAAUAAACUACUUUCAAUUACUUCCUCCCUCGGGCUAUCACAGUGGGCAAAUUCACCCACCCAUGUUGCUGGCAAUACCCUCGACCUAAUCUUCACUUAUGCAUGUACGGUAUCUAAUAUCUGCAACACUCCCUAUCCUCUCUCUGAUCACCACCUCUUAUCGUUUGCUCUCACGUACCCCCUCACCCAACAACCUCCGCCUAACCAGCCUCAACUCAGGAGGGACCUUAAUUCUCUUGAUCUCCAACAGUUGUCAGCUGACAUUGAUCCACAACUGCUGUCCAUCCCUUCCCUAUCCUGUCCUUCACUGGCCAUCUCCAUAUAUAACUCUACUCUUACAUCUGCCUUGAACACUGCAGCGCCACUCCAAGCAAGCACCUCAAGGAGGACCCGCCCCCAACCAUGGCAUACUAAAUCAACGCGCUACCUGCAAAGAUGCUCCCGGUGUGCUGAACGCUCCUGGAGGAAGUCUCGCACCCAGUCAGACUUUCUCCAUUAUAGAUUCAUACUGUGUUCAUACAGUGCAGCCCUUGCCCUUGCCAAACAGUCCUAUUUUUCCUCUCUCAUUAGUUCAUGUUCCCGCAACCCCAGGCGUCUCUUUGACACCUUUAAUUCUCUUCUUCGCCCCGCUGUGGCCACCCCCCAAACCAACCUUACUGCUGAUAACUUUGCAUGUUACUUCACUGACAAAAUUGAACAGCUAAGGAAAGAAUUCUCCCCUCCUUGCCUUUCUGUUUCUCAAUCACACAUUGAUCAUGCCUUUCCUACCCUUCAGACAUUCUCCCCAGCCACUGACCAAGAGGUGGCUGCUCUUCUUUGCUCCUCUCGCCCCACCACUUGCCCGCUCGAUCCUGUCCCGUCUCACCUUAUCAGAUCUCUCUCCGCUUGUCUCGUGCCUUCUCUAACACACAUCUUCAACUGCUCGCUCUCUUCUGGCAUAGUCCCUGCUGACCUUAAACAUGCCACUGUAGUACCUAUACUAAAAAAACCAUCCCUUGACCCAUCCACCCCCUCUAACUACCGUCCCAUAUCCCUGCUCCCUUUUUCCUCAAAGCUUCUGGAAAGACUCGUCUUUACCCGUGUGUCUCAUUUCCUCAAUUCCAACUCUCUCCUUGACCCCCUUCAAUCUGGCUUCCGCCCUCUCCACUCUACAGAGACUGCCCUUAUCAAAGUUACUAACGACCUAAUCGCAGCUAAAUCCAAAGGCCACUACUCCAUACUAAUUCUUCUUGACCUCUCGGCGGCCUUUGACACCGUUGAUCAUGCUCUCCUUCUUCAAACUCUGCAAUCGCUUGGUCUCUGUGACUCUGUCCUCUCGUGGUUUUCCUCUUAUCUCUCCCAACGCUCAUUCAGUGUCUCUUUUUCUAAUGAUACCUCCUCCCCUCGCCCUGUCUCGGUUGGAGUCCCCCAAGGCUCCGUCCUUGGUCCCCUUCUAUUUUCUCUUUACACUGCCUCUCUUGGCAAACUUAUUACCUCAUUUGGUUUCCACUACCACCUGUACGCUGAUGACACCCAGCUAUAUCUCUCCUCCCCGGACCUCUCCCCUGCUGUCCUGCAACGUGUCACUGCUUGCCUUUCUUCCAUCUCUGACUGGAUGUCCUCCCGCUUUCUGAAACUCAAUCUCUCAAAAACUGAGCUCCUUGUCUUUCCUCCUCCUAAUACUGAUCCUCCUCUCUCGCUCUCCCUUCAAGUUUGUGGUACCAACAUCAGCCCAUCCUUGCAAGCGCGCUGUCUUGGCGUCAUACUUGACUCUGGUCUCACCUUUGAGCCUCACAUCCAGCAUGUUGCCAAAUCCUGUAGAUUCCAUCUUAAAAACAUAGCCCGCAUCCGCCCUUUUCUUGCACCAGAUACUACCAAGGAGCUUGUCCAUGCUCUAAUAAUUUCAUGCAUGGAUUAUUGUAACCCUCUCCUGCUUGGUCUUCCCAAAAGCCGUACUGCACCCCUACAGUCUGUAAUGAAUGCUGCUGCUAGACUGAUUUUCCUCUCUAGUCGGUUCUCUCACACCUCACCCCUCUGCCAGUCCUUACAUUGGCUUCCUGUGUGCUAUAGGAGUCAAUUCAAGGCACUAACUCACACCUAUAAAGCACUGAACAACUCUAGCCCCUCUUAUAUCUCCUCACUGAUCCACAGGUAUGUCCCUUCUCGGUCUCUCCGCUCUGCCCGUGACCACCUCCUGUCCAUUGUCCGCACCCGUACGGCCAACUCGCGCUUGCAGGACUUCUCGCGGGCGGCUCCCUUCCUAUGGAAUAGCCUGCCUACCGCCAUCCGACUCUCCCCUAGUCUUGCAUCUUUUAAGAAGUGCCUUAAAACCCAUCUCUUUAGGAAAGCUUAUGGCCUCCAAGACUAACCCCUACCUCACAUACCCGUCUCUUGCCCUCUCCUAAAGGGCAGCCCACCUUAUUUGAUUGCACAUUCCUGUCCUAAUGUGUUUUACACCCCACCUCCUAUAGAAUGUAAGCUCGAUUGAGCAGGGUCUUCUUCAACCUAUUGUUCCUGUAAGUUUAUUUGUAAUUGUCCUAUUUAUAGUUAAAUCCCCUUUCAUAAUAUUGUAAAGUGCUACGGAAUCUGUUGGCGCUAUAUAAAUGGCAAUAAUAAUAAUAAUAAUUAGGUCCCCCACACCCUCAGGGCUCUCCUCCCGCUGGGCUGAAUGGAUUAAAACCCCAUCAGCCACUUACCUUUCUCCAGCGUCAGGCUCCCUCAGCGCUGGGGAACUCUCCACCCCCUGCCGACGUCAGAUCCAAAUGCGCAUGCGCGGCAAGAGCCUUGCAUGCAUUCAAACCACCCAUAGGAAAGCAUUACUCAAUGCUUCCUAUGGACAUCCAGCGUCUUCUCACUGUGAUUUUCACAGUGAGAAUCGCGGAAGCGCCUCUAGCGGCUGUCAGUGAGACAGCCACUAGAGGCUGGAUUAACCCUCAAUGUAAACAUAGCUUUCUCUGAAACUGCUAUGUUUUCAGCUGCAGGGUUAAAACUAGAUGGACCUGGCACCCAGACCACUUCAUUGAGCUGAAUUGGUCUGGGUGCCUAUAGUGGUCCUUUAAGCUUGAGUUUUUGUUCAGAUUAAGGUGAUUAGAUAUCCUGGUUAUAGAGAAAGGCUGUCUGAGAGCAAUAGGAAAUGUACUUCACAACCAUCACUAGACUAUACAUGGAAGUCAGCGCUGUUGAUAUAGGGCUGAGGUGUGCCGGAACCGACGUCGAGGUAGGCCUGUAAUAAAAGAGGGCAAAAAUUGGGUACCUGUCAGAAACGAAAAACAAUCAACAAAACCUAAAAGCCUAGCUGUAUGAUAAAUGCCAAGCGAGGAAAUAGUUGCCCAACACUUUAACCGGCACUCUUAAUUGUGCAAGGGAAGGUGAGGUAUAUGAAACGUGUUGGUCCCCCUAGGGUAGACUAAAUGUGGGGUAUAGAAAAUAAUCAGUAGACUGCAUGAAUAGGUGAGACUUCCUAAGAUAGUGCUGCAAGAAGGACGUGGUGGCUGAGGGAAAGUAUGUGAGGAAUAGUGGCUCAACAACUAGAUUAGAAAUUUAAAGUGACUAGUUGCCAUCAAGUACAGCCUUCCUCACAUUGUGUUUAAACGGUUGAUCCAAAAGAAGGCGAAAAACCCAGUUUGAAGCACUGCCAAUUUGCAACAAACUGGGAAAAAAAUUCCUUCUUGACCCCAGAAUGGCAGUCAGAUUUCCUUGGAUCAAGCAGUUAUUGCCCUACAUGAAGGUUGUUGCCUGGUUCGUAGUGACAGGCAUUUAAUAAGUCUGAUGGUGAAUUAGAUACUUGGAUGUAGAUGUGAAAUCUGUAAAUCUGAAAUUCCCUGGAACCUGAAACGCCUUGAGCAUGCUAAUAGUCUGGAAUGAGGACAUGAAAACUGCAUAUGAAUGGUAAACCUAUACAACAUGUGGAGUUGUGAACCGGAUAGGUAGAGUUGGCAAAAGAAGCAAAACCAAAAGCAGGCAACAAAGCUAUAGAAACAGUAUUGGUAUACGCGAAGAAGGAGCCUCAAAGGGGAAGAAAGCCCAAACACACAAGACCACGAGCAUUGGAAAAAAGAGCCAGACACGAAAAUGAGCUAACCAGGCUGGCAGCCCAUGGUUGGACCGUGAAAGGUGCUGGAAGCCUGGAUCAGAACCAGCCAAAGUGGCAGAUGCCAGUUACCCCAAACUGCCAUCCGACACCGCCCCAUAGACAGCAGCGAAGACGACCAGGAGGCGAAAUGGAGAAGUAAGGGCGAACUCGGGGGCCCCCACCAGCAACGGUGUUACCCGUGGAGUGCGGACCAGCUGUCCGAAAGGCUGCCGGGUAGGGGGUAGGGGGGGGAAGGGACUCGCGAGAACCACAGUGAAGCAAGUGAGGGCCCAGGACCCAAAGGAAAAGGUAGGAGUAGUCAAAGCACCACAGCGUGAAGGGUACCAGACCAAGCCAGAGAGCCCUGGUGGAAAAUACCACGCCAAACGCCUAGCAGCGGAGACCUGCUAGAAAAAGAGAUGAAUAGGCAGCGCAUAAGCGACCCAAAGCGCAUGUGUGUGUGGGUGGGUAUGUGUGCUGGCAUACUAGCUAAUACCAAAGGCAAAGCAAUUAAAACUAGGUUUGGUGACAGGCGAGGCCCUGCUAGAUGCCAAGCGGCGUGAGAGGCUCUAUGAGUUGGCGCAAGGGGAUAACAUGGCCACUGAACGUUGUGGCGGGGUGUUGGCCUCUCGUGACAGGUAACAUAAGAUAGAAUGGGAGUGACAGGUGAGGCCCUCCCUAUGCCACAAUGCGAGGCGACUAACUAUAAUUUGGCCCGAGGGGCGUAGUACCUCCGAGUAUGAGGAUGGGUGUUGGCCUCGCGGGACCACUAACCUAAGGCGAAGAAGCCGGGGGGGGGAAUUACAAACUAGUGGACCCUGAGGACCCUGACAGCCAGCCACAGCCAACUAAGAUGGGAGGAAAGGUAGUAGUGUGAGAGAGGACGGAUGUGCCAAACAUGUACCGAAAAACGUGAGAGUGAACGAGGAAAUACCGCGGGGUCGACCAUAACCGAAAGCAGAGUAAGCACGUCAGAGUCCAGGCGGACAGGCUGAAAGGAGCGAGCUUGGCAGUAGGCAACAGAAACCGUGGUGGUGUAAACCCUGCGGGGGUCACGAGACCCAUUGCGAGCGUGUGUGUGUGUGAUUGUGCGCGGGAGUGCUGGCAUACUAGCUAAGCCAAAAAGGCGAAACAAUUAAAGCUAAGUUUGGUGACAGGUGAGGCCCUGCUAGAUGCCCAGCGGCGUGAGAGGCUCUAUCUAUGCGUUGGCGCGAGGGGAUAUCGUGGCCACUGAAACGUUGUGGUGGCUGUCGGCCUCUCGAUGACAGUUAAACAUAAGAUAGAAUGGGAGUGACAGGUGAGGCCCUCCCUAUGCCACAAUGCGAGGCGACUAACUAUGAUUUGGCCCGAGGGGCGUAGUACCUCCGAGUAUGAGGAUGGGUGUUGGCCUCGUGGGUCCACUAACCUAAGGCCAGGUGGAAAUUACCACUAGCUGGACACCUAGUACCCUGACAGCCAGCAACAGCUACCUAAGAGGGGAGGGUAACGAGUGAGACAGGGGAUGUUACUGUGUGAAAUGAAAAGAAAAGGGGGCGGGAUUAUGAGGGAGAAUCGUAGGGGCUGCCCGUAACUGGAGGGCAGAGUGAGCCCGUCAGAGUCCAGGUGGUCAGGCUGUAGGAGUACACAAGGGAAAUAGGAGCAGAAAGUGCAUGCGCGUGUAUAGCCCACAGGCCUCGUAAGGUCCAGAACACAUUCCCGGUAACAAAAACAUAACGUUCCUUCCAGAAAAUAACACGGUUAUGGUGGACAGACAUGGCCCAUCCAAGCAAAGAAACAAAACCCGAAGAUAAAUGCAAAUUAAACCCGAAAUCUUUAAUAGAAGGAAAAAUAGAGUACAAAUGAAACGCACCAUCUAUCUGCACUAUCCUUAGGACACGAAGAAGGGGUAAAUGGACGUGUGACGGUAUGUGGGGUGGCCACUUGGACACCAGUUGGAUAGCAAGUGUAGAUGUGAAUGUGCGAUAGAGCCGCAGGCAGUGAGGGAAAGAGGAGUCUGAAGAAAAAGGAAGGCACGUGAUAGGAACUUAGCUUGGAUACUGUACCCUUAAAAGAGGAAAUCACAAACGCAAUAACUACACUUUAAUAACCAUAAAACCUGAAAAAUAGCCAUAGGAGAAAAAAAAAAAAAAAAAAACCUGAACUCUGCACCCGUGACAGAACAGAAAAAUGUAUAUAGUACAGGCUGUCUGCAUGGGUUGUGGUUUAAAAUUAACCCAAACCAGCACAUCUUUCUGCCCAGUGACACAGGACUCUCCAGAUUAAAACACUGUCUCACCUGUCAGUCAUAGCACAAUAGAAGCCCUAAUGCCAUCAGUGUAGUGAAACGAAAGAGGAAAAAUAUGAUCUGGCAUGUUCCUGUUAUUGUGCAACAGUGCAGACAGCGUCAGGGGGGUAAAGGUGCCUGUUAUAGGAGUGGUAUUGUGUUUCCCAAAUAGGAGAAGACAGACAGGGGGGAUCAACCAGCAGCACAUCACAAAAACUUCCCAAUGGGGUAUUACUUCUAUGUGAAUUACAACAAAAUUGACUUAACUGCCAGUUGGACGCUUGUGCCACAAGUCCAAUUAACGUAGACCUGGUGUGUGGAUGAAUACAUAUUGAAAAAGGUGCGCCGUUUUGUGUAAUCUCUCGAACUGCACUAUCUGCCAUGCUAUGGCAGAUGUGCAAUUUUGAUCGAUUUGCUUAUAGUUUGAAUGGAUACUACGUUAUAUCCAUGUGAAUAAAGUAAAAACGCUAGGUAAUUUCACAGAUCUUGCAACGUGUAAACAAAAACAAACUACACUAGAUUAAGAACAGGGACUAGAACUGAUAAGAAACUGGUUUCCGAUGCCAGCGAAACGGCGGCUGUUCGGGAAAACAGCCGCACGCCAGAAAUUCAUGAAAAUACAGAACCAUGCGAACCCAGUGAGCGACAGGAAACAAGGGGAAAGAAAAGCACCCGAAAUGGAGGUAAGAGAACUCACAGCAAGAGGAGAUUUUGACUGGAUAGACAGCCGACCGGAGCAGACCCCAGAAAUGACCAUGGACGGAUCGAAAACGGCGGGGGAAAACGCCAAGCCAGGUAAGGAGAACCACGAGGGAAGCAGAGGACGACCGGAAAUAGCGACAUGCGAAUCGCUAAAAGCGUAACAGGACGGAGGAAGGUGAGUAGGGGGGUUUAAAUAGGUACCAUGCCCCUCCCACAACUGCAGGCCAAGCCUUAACAUUAAGGAUAGCCUCAUGCCUAUCCCACGCAUGCUUAAACAACUUCACUGUUAACCUCUACCACUUUAGCUGGAAGCCUAUUCCAUGCAUCCACUACCCUCUCAGUAAAGAAAUACUUCCGGAUAUUAUUUUUAAACCUUUGCCCCUCUAAUUUAAGACUAUGUCCUCUUGUUGUGGUUUUUCUUCUUUUAAAUAUGAUCUCCUCCUUUACUGUGUUGAUUCCCUUUAUGUAUUUAAAUGUUUUUUUAUCAUAUCCCCCCUGUCUCGUCUUUCCUCCAAGCUAUACAUGUUAAGAUCCUUUAACCUUUCCUUGUAAGUUUUAUCCUGCAAUCCAUGAACCAGUUUAGUACCCCUUCUCUGAACUCACUCUAAAGUAUCAAUAUGCGUCUGGAGAUACGGUUUCCAGUACUGCGUACAAUCUCUAAGUGAGGUCUCACCAGUGUUCUUCCUUCUUUCUACUGCUAAUACCUCUCCCUAUACAACCAAGCAUUCUGCUAGCAUUUCCUGCUGCUCUAUUACAUUGUCUGCCUAGCUUUAAAGGGAAACUCCAGUGCCAGGAAAACAAUCAGUUUUCCUGGCACUGCAGGUUCCCUCUCCCUCCCACCUCUCAAACUCCUGGUUGCUGAAGGAGUGAAAACCCCCUUCUGUAACUUACCUGAGGCAGCGACGAUGUCCCACGUCGCUGCUUCUCCCUCCGCGCCGCUCCUCCUUCUGACUGCGUCGGCCGAUGGGCGAGACUGUUCCUGCCCACCGGCUGGGGAGACCUAAUGCGCAUGCGGCGCAUUAGAGCUCCCCAUAGGAAAGCAUUGAAAAUGCAUUUCAAUGCUUUCCUAUGGGGAAAUGAGCGACGCUGGAGGUCCUCACACAGCGACGCUCUAGCACAGGUUUCAUGCUAGAGUUGUGUUCUAUACAUUGUGCCCUGAAGGGUACGUUUUAAUUACAUAUCUCCAUCUAAAAUGAUGUUCAGUCACAUAACAUGUCUGUUCCAUUAAUAUGGCAGCCACUCGCUGUCUGUGCUAAGUUACAAGAUAUAUGCUGGAUCAUGUUUACAUUGUUUUGUCAAUAAUUUACUCGAAUAAUACAGUGUGUAUAAAGCUAUUAGUCACAUAGAAUAAAUUAGACUACAAAGCAUGUCCAAAUGUGCAAUGAAUACAUUAUGAUAAAAUGUGUAUAAUAACUGCUUAUUGCUUUUAAGAAAUCUGCGAUAAGUGAGCUUCUACUAUCUUUCCGUAACGAUAAUCCUUUCAGUGCCAUUGAGGGAAAGGAUCAAUUUCACUCUACAUUUGCUUUUUGACUCAGAUCUACAGAUAAGGAAAAUUAUAUUUUAUUUAUAAUCCUGAAACAUAUUCCUAGGACACCAGGACAAGGAUUAAUGAUAAUUAAGACAAUACUAGUACAGUAUGUACUGAGAUAUCAUGCCAGGAGGUAGGCUAGCCAGAAAUCUCUUCGUUAAAGUUCAUGGUGGUAGAGGCUGAAAAGACUCUCCAUUCACAGCCUCAGUUAGUUGACUGUUAGUUGUACUACAAGCCUCAGAAAGCACUGCUGUUUGAUGGCAUGUACAACUAUGCUACAGGGCCCUGCAGGUUAGGAGAGAGGGACAGAAAUAGAGCUGUACACGGGUACAGGAACCAGCAAAGUAUUUUAGAAAACACUGUAGGCACCCAGACCAUUUCAUCAUUAAAGUGUUCUGCGUGCAAUGUCCCAGUCCCUUAAGCCCUGUAAUGUAAAAUAGAAGACAGGCACUAGAAGCAUUUCCUGCAGUUUCCAUUAAAUGAUGCUUGAUGUCCACGGAUUCAAUGCUUUCCUAUUGGGAAGGUCAAAUGCACAUGUGUGGCUCACCGUGCAUGCCCAUUAAGUUAUCCCCAUUGUCGACAUUGGAGUAGAUGGAGACAGCGCUGAGGGACCUGAGGAAACUAUGUAAAGGCUUUUUACACAGACAAUAACUUUAAGGCAGUAUACCUAACAUUACAGUAUUCCUUUAAGAUGCAGAAUGCUAACAAAACAUUUAUUUUACAACAAAUUUAUACAAAAUUGGACAUGGAAAAAACAUGCAGGUCUCAUUUAUAUAUUUAAUAUUUAAAUUAAGUCUGUUACAAUUUUUACAAAACAAGCACUGUCAAUAGAUUGCAAGCUCUGCAGACCAAUACAACAUGCUUUAAAUGUGUGGGAUGAAAAUACAGCUUUAAAAAAAUAAACAAAAUAAAGAAAUGUUUUUGUGCCUUUGCUCUGGAAUGACUCGUGGAUUGAGGGUUACUAGAAGUCAGUAAUAGGACAUAUUUCAUUGACAGGGACCAAACCUGUUCAGUCAGUUUUCUGUUCAGAAGAUGUAAGGCAGAGUUGAUUUCACAGGUAGCAGUAAGAUAAUUUUUUUGUUCCGAAGGAGCACUUCUAAGGUUUCCCAAGGCAAGAUAUCCUCUACCGAGAGCGAUAGUAGGCAAAUGUAGGUUUAUUGCCUAAACUGUGCGUCGGUAACCAACUUGCAAAAGGUAGGCCAAAACAGCACUUGUAGAGAAAGUGAAAACUUUCUUAGUAGUCCAUGAAUUGAAACUCACUGUUUAUUAAAUAACACAUCCAUAGGAUGGGUUCCCAGAUUCUGAUUGCAUUUUGACAGCUAUGGGAAAAAUAUAAUUUAAGCUGUGUAAUUGUUAAAUACAGCCCUGGAGCAUGUAUUUAUUUUUAUUUUUUAAAUGAGUGUCAUGAAAUGUUCUGCUGACUUGAUGAGCCAAACCCUCCUUGCUUUCCAGUGUAAAGUGUAUUUUUUGCAGUAAAUCUUACUAUAGCAUAUUUUGCCUUUAUAAAUGCGUAGAGUGGCAGUAUGUACUUUGUGAGAAAACCUUUAGCAAUAUGCAUUAACCCAAUGGAGCUUUGUGACUAGAAAAGUAUAACAGAAAAUAAAACGUUAAAAAUGUGUAAAUAAAAUGAGGUAAUAUGUAAUACAUGUAAAAUUGCAAAUAAAGAAAAAAGUUCUAUUCUUUAAACCCUUAAGGACACAUGACAUGUCUGACAUGUCAUGAUUCCCUUUUAUUCCAGAAGUUUGGUCCUUAAGGGGUUAAACAAACACCCUUAAACACUUAUGCAGAAAAAGAUUUAAAAAAUACCCCAAAAAAACUAAACAACCCCAAAGGAUGCACAGAAGACGAAUAGUGCAUCUUUCAGAAGAGCAAAGAUUUUAAACAUUUUUAACUUUUUAACUAUCAAGUUUUUAUACCCAUUUGAAACAUUUUUUAAUAAUGCUGAUUUUCAAUAUAUUUUUACUUCUAGUCAUUUUAGGAACAAUAUUAAUAUUUCCCCUACCCUGUAUUAUAUAGUUGUCAUCUUGAUAGCUACUAAAGCAGAAAGUGCAGGUAGCGUCAAGAGUAAAAUACUAUAGACACAAAAGGUAUAAAAUAAUAGAAACAAUACAAAUGUAUAAAAAUACCAAAUGGUAAGCACAGUCUCAAAGGUAGCAGUAGAUCUUCUAAUCAUAGUGUGUCAUCUUAUUUAUUUAUUUAUAAAAUAUUUUACCAGGAAAGAUACAUUGAGAUUUCUCUCGUUUUCAAGUAUGUCCUGGCUGCAUUAGAAUACUAUAUAAAUGUUGUACAGUGUAAAUGUGAAAGUUACAAUGUUAUUACUUCAAAUGAUUUUACUUAGUAGCUUUAUUUUGUAUACAAUUGUUACUGCCUGCGUAUUCCAUUGAUCGCAGCUGAUAUAUAAAGAAAUUCAGAAGAUCUCAGUAUGUGAUUAUACUACAUUGUGAUUAUAGCCGAAUUGGAAAAUUGUUCCAAACCUUACUUUACUUUUCCCUAAAUUUUGCAGUUUAUUACAAUUCAGUGUUUAGUGGAUAAUCCCUUCAGUCCUUGUUUGAUUUUGAGCCUCUGUAAAAACACACCAGUUCCGCCUUCAGAAUGUUGAUCGGAAUGUAGAUGCUAUUUCAAAGAAACAAUGCUGAUACAACAAUGUUUAGCUGGGACCCACACACACACCAGGCUUUCAUGUUAUGAUAUGUGAGCAUAGCUUUAAUGCUGCUUCUACAGGCUGGGAUUUUAUCACAGGUAUGUCUGACAAUGAUCAGCCAAGAUACCCAACCCUUCAGUGAUAUGAAGUGGUCAUUGUGGGAUAAUGCACAGUGUUUUGGCUUGAAACAGAGUAAUCUAACUUGUGUGCCAGGGGCUACCUAAUGUUAAUUCUGUAUAUAAAAUACGUACGUCAUCAGCACACACAGCACGCUGGCAACAGACUUAUUGAGCAAGGAGAAGGGCUUACUUUCCUCCUUUCCAAUAAAAUAGUAAGAGAUUUUUAUUAAAUCCCUCUCUACCACCCCUCACCAGCUCAGAUUGUACACAUGCGCUAUGAGAAGCCUGUGGCGGGACCAUGUGAGGCCCUGGCUGAUGUCAGGAAGGGGCAUGGAAGUUAGCCCCUGUGGCUUUGCUCGGUGCUGGAUUUCUGGUAAAUAAAUCUCUUUUUUAAAGGUUUUACUGCAAAUGGUGGGGAUGGGGCCUUCUCCAUAAUACUCCAGCUUGGAGUAACCCUGGAAAGUAACAAUAUAUAUGGUAGAACAUAAAAAUAAACGAUAUACUUUUCAAUUAGUGUUGCUAGAAUUUCAGUGGUUUCCUAGGCCCAAAUCACUUCCACAAAAUGAUGGGUAGCACAGGAACAUGCAGAAAUCCAAUAGGGGCAAUUCAGUAAGCAAAUGAAGGCAGUUCCUUUAGGGUAUUACCUUGACUCAUUCGCUAAUGAUACCAUAUAAAUUCAACAUGCUCUAGGGUAGAACUUUUCAUGCAUUGCUCAACAUGUGCUAUGCACUAGACUUGUGCAAAGAUGCAUUUAAACGGGUACAAAGAAAUCUGCACCCGAACAAAAGUAUUCUGUAUAGUAUUUGCCUGCGGAGUCGGGCAGAUCUAUUGAUUCGUGUGUAUAUUGAAAGGUAUUUGAUUCAUUCACACCAGCUGAAACACAUUUGUGCACCAGUCUAGUAGCCAUGAGUCCAUAAUUAUAAGUAGAAAGUAAUGAAAGAGGGGAGCACUCACUCAAGCAAGGGACUUUAGUUCCCCUCCAAGCCCAGUAAUGAUUGUAGAAACUAAAAAUUGUUCAGUAUAAACCUCUAAGUCUACAAUUUAAUUCAGAAUUAUUAUGCAGUUUAAUGGUGUAUUUAUAUAUGUAUAUGGUUGCACGUUAUGAUUCUACAUACAUCAUAAGACUUUGGUAUCACAUGAUUGAACGCGUUAUAAAGUAAUGCCAUGUAACUAGCUUGGUGAAUCUACCACUACUUCAUAUUAUUUUCUAGGCUAGGUUUAAAGAGACAAUACACUGCCCAAAUGGGGAAAAAAAAAAUCAUCAUCCAUAUUUAGUAGAUAUACCCCCAAUUAAUACAUGCACGAUUUAUUUUCAUGCAUGUAUCCAAUGGGGAUAUAUCUUAGAGUUUGCAAAAACUGCAGUUCUUAUGACUGCAGGCUUAGCAAGCCCUCCUGCUUUUCCCAGAAGAGACUUCUCGCUUAGCAGCCUCUGAAUUGGUGCACUUGUGCAUGCGCACACUGUCUGAUUUGAGUUCUGUGUGGGAGGAUGCAAACCCACACUCACACAGAGCUUGCCUGCCACUUCGAUUAGCUCAGGGGGAUAAAAGAAGGUGGAAGCAAACCUCCCUGGCUGUUUUGAUUGACAACCAGGGGGGUGUUCCAUAAUUGAUUUAUAAAAGUGUUAAUUCAUCAUAGAAAUUAACACUUUAUAAACUAGAGCUAAAAUAGGAUACUCUUCACUCAAAGCAUUUCAGUGGGUUAAAGUACAUUUGGGGUGUGGAGAGGUCCUUUAACCCCUUAAGGACCAAACUUCUGGAAUAAAAGGGAAUCAUGACAUGUCACAUGUCAUGUGUCCUUAAGGGGUUAACCAUUUCCUGUUUGCAGUGGGGACCAAAAGGAGCAUAUUUGACUUGAAGGUUGGUAAAGAACUACACUGCUCAAAAAAAUAAAGGGAACACUAAAAUAACACAUCCUAGAUCUGAAUUAAUUAAAUAUUCUUAUGAAAUACUUUGUUCUUUACAUAGUUGAAUGUGCUGACAACAAAAUCCCACAAAAAUUAAAAAAUGCAAAUCAAAUUUUUCAACCCAUGGAGGUCUGGAUUUGGAGUCACAAGUGGAAAAACACAUUACAGGCUGAUCCAACUUUGAUGUAAUGUCCUUCGAACAAGUCAAAAUGAGGCUCAGUAGUGUGUGUGUGGCCUCCACGUGCCUGUAUGACCUCCCUACAAUGCCUGUGCAUGCUCCUGAUGAGGUGGCGGAUGGUCUCCUGAGGGAUCUCCUCCCAGACCUGGACUAAAGCAUCUGCCAACUCCUGGACAGUCUGUGGUGCAAUGUGACGUUGGUGGAUGGAGCGAGACAUGAUGUCCCAGAUGUGCUCAAUUGGAUUCAGGUCUGGGGAACGGGCAGGCCAGUCCAUAGCAUCAAUGCCUUCGUCUUGCAUGAACUGCUGACACACUCCAGCCACAUGAAGUCUAGCAUUGUCUUGAAUUAGGAGGAACCCAGGGCCAACCGCACCAGCAUAUGGUCUCACAAGGGGUCUGAGGAUCUCAUGUCAGUACCUAAUGGCAGUCAGGCUACAUCUGGCGGGCACAUGGAGGGCUGUGCAGCCCCCCAAAGAAAUGCCCCACACCAUUACUGACCCAUUGCCAAACAGGUCAUGCUGAAGGAUGUUGCAUGCAGCAGAACAUUCUCCACGGCGUCUCCAGACUCUAUCACGUCUGUCACAUGCUCAGUGUGAACCUGCUUUCAUCUGUGAAGAGCACAGGGCGCCAGUGGCGAAUUUGCCACUCUUGGUGUUCUCUGGCAAAUGCCAAACAUCCUGCACGGUGUUGGGCUGUAAGCACAACACCCACCUGUGGACGUCGGGCCCUCAUACCACCCUCAUGGAGUCUGUUUCUGACCGUUUGAGCAGACACAUGCACAUUUGUGGCCUACUGGAGGUCAUUUUGCAGGGCCCUGGCAGUGCUCCUCCUGUUCCUCCUUGCACAAAGGCGUAGGUAGCAAUCCUGCUGCUGGGUUGUUGCCCUCCUACGCACUCCUCCACGUCUCCUGAUGUACUGACCUGUCUCCUGGUAGCGCCUCCAUGCUCUGGACACUACGCUGACAGACACAGCAAACCUUCUUGCCACAGCUUGCAUUGAUGUGCCAUCCUGGAUGAGCUGCACUACCUGAGCCACUUGUGUGGAUUGUAGACUCUGUCUCAUGCUACCACUAGCAUUCAAAAGUCUGAUAAAAUAGGGUAGAAUUCUGUGUUCCCGUCUUUGUGACAGCAGCAGGUUGCGCAGUAUGCAAAUUAAUGGUUUCUUCUGAGACUAAUUAAAUUUGCAAACCUGGACCCAGAUGACAGAAACAAGAAGAGUCAGCAAGACGUGACAUGCCUUACUUUUACUAGGGGUACACGUAUAUAUAAUGCACACUGCACAGGAUUAUUCACUAAAGUGUGAAUUCAAAGUAAAAAUUUAAUUUUAGGGAAAAAUAUACAAACUGAAAGACAGCUGACUUUGACAAUUUUUCCAGUUCAACUAUUUAGGCCUGAAUUUAAAAUUCUCUUUUUAUUCCUGUUAAUUAUUAAUAAUAUUGUAAAAGGAAAUCCAAACAGCAGAACUUAAGCUAAGAUAGAGGAAACCUUAAAUCUGUGCAAAUAAACAUAAGGAAACUACUCUCAAGGUGUAAUACUGCCACUUCCUAUGUAUAUAUUAAAGCCUUGCACAGAAGCACUCACAUUUACCAGAGCCUCAUCUAGAAAGCUCUGACUGGACUUGCAUGUAGUUUGGUUGUAUAGUAUCACCAUAGAAUUCUGCUCCACGUGUGUUUCUCACAGCCCUCCUGAACACUUCCUGGAAAGAGUCAUCUAAUGUUUAUACUUUGUAUUGCAAAUUUCUGAUCCCUGCACUGUUAAUAGUUUGCUAGACCCUGCAGACCCUGUGUGAUUAAAGUUCAAUUUAGAGAGCAAGAGAUGUCACCUUCUAAAGUAAGUUACAUAUGAUUUAAAGUGAAAAAUGUGUUUUUCCAUGCAGGUUGUGUGUCACAGCAAGGAUAGGUGUGAGUAGUGCUGCAUGAACAGAAACAAAAGUGAUUUAGCUCCUAAAUAGCAUUGAAUUGAGCAGUUAGAUUGCAAGGGCAUGAUUUAUACACCAAAACGGCUUCAUUAAGUUAAAGUUGCUUUGGUGACAAUAGUGUCCCUUUAAUACUAACUGUCUGCUUCCUAGUUAUUAUUGCACUACAACUUCCAUAAUAACCUUCGACUAAGGUGCUAUCUAUACUAAUUGUCCAGACCAUGCAAACCAGUGGGUUUCACAGCCCUGCUUGUACAGCGUGGGCAAUAAAUACGAUAAUCCACUUGGCACUAUUUUAUCUACUUUUUAAUGGUGUUUACUUUAAUUACAGUUACUGUGUUGAUUAAUUUGUAUGCUAGCCAGUAUUGAAUAUGUCAUUAGCCCUAAAUGGUAUGGCAACCUCAGCAGCUUUGGAUGCCAUAUCUAAACAAAUUACUUUAUUUGGUCAUUACGUCAUUUGGUACUUUAGUGUUUCACUAAUGGAGUCUAUUUACUAAACAGUGAUUUGCAAUUGCAGCAAAAUAUUUAUGUGAAAAAAGCGAACUUGAAAAAAUGAAGAAAGAGGCAACUUGAUUUUAAGUAUAUAAAUUUCACAAUGAAAGUAUUGUUUUUGUUACAGAAUGUACUAGGCACUGUCCUGAAUAAUUGAAUUAGGAACUGUACAAACUCUAUCUCCAGGUAAAGAAAAACAUACAAUUUUGGAACACUCUAAAAGUACCCCCAAAACACAUGAAAAAACCCCAUAAAAGUUACAUCCCCUGAUAGUCCCGAUCUGGGUGACCAACAUAUCCAAAACUCACCCAGAUCAGUUCAGGGGUUCGGGAUUACUAUGGAAGUCAAGCUUGGUAGUUUAAAAACAAACAACUGAACAUAGUCAAUAUUCAUACCAUGGAGCUUGUUCCCCUCAUCCAGACGAACGAUUCCAUUCCGCUGCCUGCGUUCGAGGGAACAAGAUGGCUGCCACCUCGUGGUCGUUCAUACGAACUGCAGCCAUCGAGAUGAACAAUUAGAACACUGCAGUUAGAAACGUUAAGAGGUGAUGAUAGGGCUUAACAAGCUCCCGGGUGGUCCAUGGUUUGUGCACGAAUACUGUCUUUUAAUAGGCUUUUUGCAGGGCCAUAGUCUUUGGGCAGGAGGCUAGCCAGCAGGCCCCUCGAGGAACACGUAGCACAGGCAUUUCUGCCACAACCCUUAUCUGUAAAGGAACCCUAUAGGAUCAGGAAAACAAACCUGUUUUCCUGACCCUAUAGUGUUAAAAACACCAUCUAGUCUCCUUGGCCGACCCCUUGCCACCCUAAAUAUAAAACUAACAAACUACAAAAAGCUAAAAAAACAUGCAAGUGUAUAUCUCACUUAUACAGAUACUGAAAUCCUGGUUUAAAAUCACAAAAGAUUUUUAUCUCAGAGUUCACCCCAGGCUUAAAGGAACAGGACAGGGUUUAACCCUUUAUCCCGGACAGAUGCAGCAUAGGGCAAUACACGGCAAGUGACUCCCAUCUCCAAAUAUUACCCCUCCACCCCCACUGUAGGAACAGUGUAUAUACAGGUGAAGGGAUUUUUGGGAGUCCCCACAGGUGAUAGAAAACAUGAAUGAAGACAUGGAUAGGGGAAUCAUAAAAUGUUCAGAACGCUGAUCACCAUUGUUUAAGGGGUAAUUGUGCACAAAAUAAAAGGGAGGUCCUAUUGCUAUCACUAAUCUGGGAAUCUUGACAAACUGACAGUUACAAAUUUUAAGUCCAAAUAGUCGAGCUGGAAAUAUAGCAUUUUUUUGCCAAUCCUCUGCAAUUUAUAGUUAAAAUCCAAUAUUGCGAAGCCUGAUGAUGCCCACAUUUGCCAGUCAAUCUCAAGAUCGGAGAGAAAGGACACACACGGUACUGGUCCUUUAAUAUUUCUCAUUCUAGGGUUUUCUGAAUGACUUUUAUUCUGUUCCCUUUAAAUAUUCCCAUGCAAGUAGUCAUUGAUUGGCCUUCCUUUCCUAUCUAGCACAGUGCUGUAUGUGGAUUAUGGCACUACAUAAAAGGCAACACUUGGGUAUAAGAAAUUGACAAAUAAUAAUCAGGAAAGGCUAUUAUUUGCAAAUUAAGAUAUACACACUUGGCUACUUCAAGCAGGUGUCAAAAGGUACACAGAUAAGGUAGAUAAAUCACCUGCCCCAGGUGGCAUGUACACAAGAUUAAACAAGUAAUAGCCAAACCAUUAAGUUUAAACUUCGAACACAUUAGUUCCUUGACUUUAUUGAUGCAGCUUUGACACACAGAACUUAUGGUAUCGUGGAACACAAAGGCAAUAAGUACCAGCAGCAAUGGGCAUUUCAGUGAUGCCUGGUAUAACAUAUAAACAGCUUCUUCACUCAUAAAACAUAGGCAGCACUGGGAAAUGACCCAACCAGGUUUUUACAUUUUUUCAAUUUGGGUUUCAAUAAAUCGGUUUGUGAAUAAACCCUACGGGAUUAUUCAGUAAACAAUGAAUUGUGGCUAACAGAAAAGGGAAUUGUAGUUGUUAUGACAAAAUAAUUGUUUUAAGCAUUCUUCAACUCCACUAUUCGUCAUUGCCUACUUUGGCUUAAAGAGACACUGUAAACACUUAAAGGGACACUCCAGGCACACAGACCACUUCUGCCCAUUGGAGUGGUCUGGGUGCCAACUCCCACUACUCUUAACCCUGCAAUGUAAAUAUUGCAGUUUUCUUAAACUGCAAUAUUUACAUUGCAGGGUUAACUCCUCCGCUAGUGGCUGUCUACUAUGUGAGGACCUCCAGCGUCGCUAAAAUCCCCAUAAAUCCCCCAUUUUAAAUGCUUUCCUAUGGAGAGGUCAAAUGUGCGUGCGCGGCAUUAGGUCUCCCUGCGCAAUCGGUCUCCCCCGCCGGAUGGCGUCCGUGAACCAUAAACCAGCGCUGAGGGACAUCGGUACUGGUCUCAGGUAAGUCACUGAAGGGGUUCUAACCCCUUCAGCAACAUGGGAUGGGGGGUGGGAGGGAGAGGGGACCUGCAGUGCCAGGAAAACGAUUUGUUUUCCUGGCACUGGAGAGUCCCUUUGAAGCACUUUAUGAGUGAGUCCUCUUUUUUCAUUUUACAAACAGUGCAGAUUCCAAUAGAAAUUGCCACUUUUAUAAAUUAUCCUUGUUCCGCCCCCUUGGGAUGCAAGAGGCAGCAAUUGCCCAGAGCACCUGCCUUGCAAAUACUUUUCAUUGAGCUGCAUUGGGGAGUCUGUGAUUGGACAGCCACAGAGUCUGGGUGGGAUUAGAAAGGGAGGGCUUGCAAAAGCUGUAGAAAAGAGAUCUGCAGCUUUUGCAGACUGUUUUUAGAUCUUCCCCAAUUAAGAAAUGAAUAACUAAAUGCAUGCAUGUUUUCAUUGGAGUACUUGUACUAAAUAGCAAAUUUUCUUUUAUGGGCAGCAAAGUGUCCGUUUAACAUUUGCAAUUCCCUUAUUAAUACCAAACAAUUCCUAAUUUAAAGAAAAACCCAAUAGCAUUAGUUUGUAUAGAAGAAUAUGGUUCAGACCUCAUGGAAAUGAUGAAACAAUUUGCAUGAAGUUGUGCACUCUCAGUCUGUAAUCAUUGCAACAUUUCAACCCUCUAAGCAGAGCUUGCUGGGUCGGCAACUGACACAAUGAACUGCAUCAUGGUUUGAUUUUAGGUGGGGAAAUUAAAAACACAAGAGCAAUGGGUUAGGGUCAGAUACGUACUAUACAGUGCCAUCACUAUUCUGGCCAAAGCUGACAUGUACUGCCCUUUAAUUAGAUGUACCAAAGGACAAGAACUAUUUCAGUGCAAUUCAUAAACGUUUACUGCAAAACAAUCUCGUCACCCAUACUCCAGUGACAUCAAGCCUUGCCCUUGGUAAUUUGUAAUUGAACCACCCCAGCCCUCUAAUAUACAGUCCGAUCAAAGCAAUGGGGAGUGAAUCUGGCUGGACUGAUAUCCACCAACCCCUUUCCAAGCAGGCCAUAAUAAAAGCUGCUUUUUGUGUAUUGGUAUUUUUUUAUUUCACAUUUACUUAUUUCCAGCCAUUAACCUUAUCUAUAUAUUGAUCUAGCAAUGCUGAAACUUGAUGGACUUGUUCUCUAACUCUAAGCUCCAUGCUCUGUAGCCAGUUAAAGGCAGACUUGUUUAAUCAGGAAAAGAUUUAAGGGCAAUUUGGAAUUCUAUAUUGUCGUACAGUCGUAAUUUAAUUAUUGCCCUAUAGCUUUGCUCAUAUCAACCUGACAAACAAGUUUCUACUUCGUUAUUCGAUCCAAAGCAGGUAAAAACUGGCGUCAGGAUUAAUCCUUUAGCAGUUACAGAAUUGCACAAUCCAGGCGUCUCAUGUAUUCAGAGGGUCCAAUUGCUUACUAGUAGCUGUUUUAUGUUGGGGCAGGGUCCACAGGAGCUGCAUUUCUGCUAAUUUGACUAUUCACUAAAAAGUUGGCUUUUAUGGGAGAUGCUUAGUGCUAAAUUUGGGUUUAAGAAGCUGUAUGGUCAAAUGCAUAUAGAUAUGUAACUUCUGAGUUGGGCAUGUAUCUGUGAGCUCAGGGAGAAAUUUCACAUGCACGCAUUUGUGUGCUCACCAUUUUCUCCAGAAGUGCAGUAAUGCACAAGGGCAACAAUGCAAGAGUUAACUCAUUUACAACGUCCGGUAAAGCUUUGAAUAAAGUUUUUAUUUUAUUUUUUUUUAAAUAAAAUAAACUCUAAAACAGAUUCAAAUGAUUUUACUGCAAGCUGCUAUAGCUAACAUGUAGCUGUUAGGUUGUGAUAAAAUGGGAGAAGUGACCCUUCCACUUUAAGUCCAACGCAGCCAUUAUGCCUUUAUAUUUUGAAACAUUCUUCUGUUUUAAAAAGGAACUAUCACUUGCCAAUAUUUUCAAUAUUAUAGUUACUUAUGUCUUACAUAUAUGUAAUAUAUUUGUAUUUAUCAGGUGUGAAAAAUAAAUUUAAAUGCAGAAAUCCACACAACUUUAUCCUGCAACUGGACUCCUCCAUCUUAGCUCUCUGUCAAUCAUUGUUAAAAACAUUGUCCUUUGCACCUGGCAGUCAGUAUAGAGAAACCUACAAAGAGGAGACAUAAAACACUGUAUAUGUUGUGUAUUAAUGUGCUUUUAUUCUUAAAAGCGGUCUAGCAUACUAAAAGAAGGGCAAUCAACAUAGAACCUAGUGGACCCAGAUGGCAUAUUCCAUUGGUGUAGAACACAAGAAAAAUUUAAAUUAUUUGGUUUAAACCAUAAAUACAAAGCUUCCAUACACAUUGAAGAUAUUUCUCCCAGUCUUCUUCACAAAUACAAGCUAGAAGCGAGUGUCACGCUAUUCCAUUGGUGACUGCACCCACUUUAAAUCUUUAGAACACUUUUUAUGCAUAACCUCCAAUGGUUUUUAUUUGUCCUCUUCAUUUGCAAUGUGUGCCCUGGCUGUGCCUUGCCUUACCUGGAUUAUAAGGUCUUAUGAUAAAUCUGUAAUGUACAUUCAAGAGAAAAUUGACAGUCUUCUGAAAAAAGGAUAACAGACGUUAUGGGUUAUUUUCAAUGUGUUAUUCAAUGGUGUAUAUUCCAAGGCAACACCUUUUUGUUUUUUAGUGUGCAUUGUAUAACAGGAGUUAUCAUUGAAUAACAGGACAGGGUGCUUUGGAAUAACAGCUUGACGGUAAACUGGAGAUCUUUGUUUUUUGGGUGCAAAACAUAGCUUUUGAUUAUAUCUUUUCCUAAAAGAAGGCUUUCUAUGAGCAACAUCAUAUGCUUUGCUUAAGAAAACAAAUAACAGGAUUCGUUGGAAUCUCAUGAUUUUAGGUCCUUAAUAGGAGGCAUUGAUAUUUUGUCACCAGUAUGAUAAUAACGAAGAUCACUUGACAAAAAAAAGUACUACAGGAAAAUGUGCUUAGAUUUAGGGCCAUGUGGUGUAACUAAAUCCCCAUGUUUGCUGAGCUAGGUGAUGUAAAACUGUAUUAUUGUUUUUUGUGUCUGAAAUGUUCCUUAAUCUGAAUUUGUUUACAUUUUAAAUGUAGAAGGAGAGAUUUCUUCUGCUUGUUGUUUUUUGUGUAUGUAGCUAUGUAGCAGCUAGAGCUUCCCAAACCAGAAUCUCUUCCUUCUGGUCGUGGGUGAAAAUAAAUAAGGGAAUGCCGGGAAGCAGCGCUUUCAAAUCGGUUCUAGAUACCAGUGGAGCAAUAUAGAAAAUAAGAGGAAAAAAAAACAAAUAUAGUGUAGUAUUUAGGGUAUCGGUUUGGCAAAUAAAAGAAAUUGCACUUACACUUUUCUGGAGCUCAAGAUGAGCUCCAGAUCACUGCGUCUGGACAGUACAAUCCCCGUCUGUGGAUAUGUAAAUGGUCCUGGUCCUGUAUGGAGACGUGUCAUUGGGCUAGUAGUCAGCGGUUUAUGGUCAGCAGCAGUCGUUGAAGUGUCUAGGAGCAGUGAUCUGGAGCUGAUCUUAAGCUCUAGAAAAGUGCAAGUGCCAUUUCUUUUAUUUGCCAAACCGAUACCCUAAAUACUACACUAUAUUUGGGUUUUUGUCCUCUUAUUUUCUAUAUUGCUCCACUGGAAUCUGGAACCAGGUAUUCCCUUAUUUGUAAAAAUGUAAGUCUUUACAGCAGCACCACUACUGAGGAAUGUUCCACGUGUGCUCCAAUUCCUUUUUUUUCUUGAAUUUAGGGCACACACUGUGUAACCUAAGAUAACAGUGUCUAUAUCAAACAGACCUAGAAUAUGCAACAUACAUGCAAGUCCAUUGCUGAAAACCUCAUUCUUCAAUAUUACAUUGUAACUCAUGGAAAGCUGCAAAAUCAACGUUCCGAAGUAUUUAUACUGUAUACAUAAGAAAAACCAAUCAUAAAGGAUCCUGCAUCCCAUGGACUCAGCUAGGGCUGCUAGAUGUUUGUGUGAUGCUCUUGGUUUCUGUCAGAGAGUGUUUGGAGAAGAACAUCUCUGCAGUAUGUGGAAUUCCUAUGCUGUAGGCGUGAAAUCUGUUUUUUUUUUUAAUGACAGUUCUUUUACAAACCCUUAAUUCAUUACCUACAGGGAUACUAUAAUGCUACGAAUACAAAGUUGUAUUCCUAGCACUAUGGCACCCUAGCGCUCCCCCUUUCCCAUUGUACUUACCUGAUUCCAGAGCCGAUCUUCCUCGGUGCUCCACCUCCUCCGUCACCCAAGCACUUUAGGCUCGACACAUAGGAAUGCCUAACAAGCAGGAAGUGCCUCUACUGGCUGUCAGUCAUUGACAACCACUAGAGGCAAUCUUAACCCUGCAAUAUAAUUAUUGCAGUCUAUCAGAAACUGCAAUAAUUAACAUUUCAGUGUUAAGGGGACAGGAAUCCUGCACCCAGACCACUUCAGUGAGAUGAAGUGGUCUGGGUGCCUAUAGAGUCCCUUUAAAGGGACACUAUUGUCAUCAAAACAACUUAAGCUUAAUUAAGCAGUUUUGGUGUAUUGAUCAUGCCCCUACUCAAUUCUCUGCCAUUUAGGAGUUAAAUCAUUUUGUUUGCACAGCCCUAGUCACAUUGUAUUCUUGUGUCCCUUUUACCACAUAUACAAAUAUCAAUAAAAUAAAAUUUAUGAGUUCUGAAAGAUAUAGACAUCCGGCUAUGGUAAAGACACCUGAUGUGUCAGCUGAUUCUUUAAUUGGGAUGACAAGGUGACUAUAAAAACUUCCCAGUAAGAUCCACUGUUAGAAUACAAACACACUGACUAUUUUGAAUCAGGGGCUCAGUAUAUGACUUGACUGUAAGGACUGUAAGGCUUACUCUUUAAAUCUUUAUGGCCUGAUUAUACCACUUCUUUAAUUAAACAUUUACAAAAAGGUGUGUCUCAAGUGCACUAAGCAGUUCACACUUGCAGCCAAAUGUUUUUCAACAUGUUAGACUAUUAGAGUACAAAUCACUGAUACAAUUACUUAAACAUGAGACACUUUUCAAAGAAGAAACAGCAUACAGGCCAACAAAAUAUUUUGACUUUACAUUGACAAACAUCCCUGAGGUCACCUGCUGUAGUCAUGCAAUUUGUAGUUAUCCAAAAGGAUUCUAUAUCAUUGUUUUAACACAAAUCCUUCAGGGGAGUGUUGUCAUCUUGAGAUCCUGGGGGACAGUACACGCAAAAAGGCCUUUUGAUGAGUAAACUUACAGAUCUAUGCGUGAAUGUUCCUAGUCAUACAGCACAAGAGACUGUAUGGAGGCUGCUGGCGCUAGGUGUAUAUCGCUGCAGCCGCUAUUAUUAUGAUGUGCACAACGUGGCAGUGCAUUUAGAGAGAUUUAAACUAAGCUAAGAGACACAAAGUCGGUGUCCCAUAAAACCAUUGCCACUAAAGAAAAUCGACAUGUGCAGCCACUAUGAGUAAUUUUUGAUGCCCAUGUAAUUAUUUAUAGUCUGGCAACUUCCAUCCAAUACUGCAGCCACUGGGAAAUAGCUCAGUGAGGCAAUCCAAGGCUUAAAAACCGAGAUCGAACGCUAACAGCACAUGCAUGGGCCCUUGCUAACAGACCUACUUUUGCUCACAACCCCUGCAUACACUUGGUGCUUUUAUAUGUGUGUCGGUGAAACCCGUAAGCUCGAGAUUUCAUUUGCCUGUGGUUCACAUAAAUAAGUGAGCAGUUAUUUACUUUGCUCGGCCUCCUGCUUGAUUUAUACACAUUGAUGGGGUGAGGGUUGGGUCUUGUCUACUCUAUGCUUACAGCGAAUACAUAUAAUCCAUUCUUUCAACAGCGGAAGACCUACUGUAUGAGAUAUUUAGAAGUGGAACUUCAAUCUUGUUGACAUACUCUAUGUAUACAUGUACAUUUUAUGUCCUUUUUCUUUUAAAACAUUAAAUGUUGAGUGACGGUAACUGGUAAUGCAGUUCGUUGCUCACAUAUCUUGGAAGAAGGGUAAAGCUUAGGUGUGAACGUUCUGCCUUUUUAAUGUCAAUGCUCUGGGCCAUGUUCAUAAUUCUAAUGAGAAUUAAAUGCUCUUCCUAGAAUAGAUGCUGCCCAAGGUGAUAUUUUAAAGGCAAGUCCCAGCAAUAGCAGAUAUGCAUGUCUUCACUGUAACAGCCUUUCUUUUUGGAACUUUAUUAUACUAAACACCAAAAUUACAGUAAAUGUAAGCAACAAUAGCCAACUUGGAUUAAUUCUCCAACUCUACUACAGUCACAGCUUGGCAGUUGACUUUAAUUUUGCAAUUCAGAUUUUAAUAAAAUACAAUGCAGAAUAAACUGCAACAUGAUUGUUAUACAGAACCUACAAGUUAGAGAUAGAUGCUACAAUUAUUAUUUAUUAUGGUACACAGAGAGAUACACGUGGUUCCCCAAGUGGGAAGAAAAUCUGUUUCAGUGCAACGGCAACUGCUCUCGAACUCCAAAGAUCCUGGGUUAUGACAAGGUUCUGGUGGUACAAUGGAAAAUUAUAAUUAUAUCCUAUCCUACAAAACAGUGUUUCUAUGACUGAAGGUUACAUAGUGGUAGCUGCACUUGAUAACUACUGGUCCAUCCUAAGAUCUUGUGUACAUGUUUGUAUGGUUUAUACAAUGUCAGCCAUUUCCACAACACUGAUCAAUAGAUAACUCUUUCCAUGAAUUGACUUUUAUUAAUUCUGUCUCUUGUUUUUGCUUGUCUCCAGCUUUGGCAAGUUAGAAGACUCAAUGGUGCACAGCCAUCAAGGUAUUUCUAUCCAUGAACCUGAUCCGGAUAAAGAUCCCUGGACUAGGGACCAGCCAGGCUCUCCUGAGACAACACCAACAAGGGUACAGAUAGCUACAGACUCUGAUUUCUAUCCAUCGGUCAGCCUGGCUGCAUUGCUCAGUCUAAUCUUCAUCCUUGUCGUCUGUCUAAUGUCUUCAGGAAGUGGCAUAAAUGGCAGAGCUAUCUCAUUGGGACGCAUUAGAGAAAAGAUGGUCCGUUUACAUCCUUUGCUUUCUUGUCAGACCCUGGCUACUAGAAGGUCAUUAGACAACAGUUUAAAGCUAAACCAUGAUGGGGUAACUACUAUAAUAGCUGUCACAAACAGUAAUGCAGUUCAGACACUAAUCUGUUUUACCAGUAAUCUGAUUUCUCUUCUAUCAAGUCAGGCUAACAACGUCACCAAAAGACUUCAGGACUACAACUCACCAGUGUUAUCAGGGAUUAUAAAUAAUAGCCCUUCCAGGGUCUUCCAUGUGGCAGUGGUAACUCUAAGGACAGAGCAAGCCCCCUUUGGAAUUAUCCUAGGUCCAGAAGACAACCUGUUUGGAGGAACACACCUAUGGAAAAUGACAUUUAAUGUUCCAAAUGGAGAAAAUGAAAGGGGCCUACAUAACAACAUUUCUGAACUUGCCGUUGAUGUUCUGAAGUUCCUCUACAAAACAAAGCACAUUCCAGAGGCUUUUGAAAAGAGUGGAUACACAGAAAAAUGUCUCCCGGUUCUACAUAUCACAGGAGAUCCAUAUCUGGAGAGUGGAUUUGUGUGUUAA
Pelobates cultripes (western spadefoot toad) is the source of this 30493-nucleotide messenger RNA. The record is from the annotation of a GenBank genome assembly. NCBI's taxonomy places the organism in Eukaryota, Metazoa, Chordata, Amphibia, Anura, Pelobatidae.